This is a messenger RNA of Rhincodon typus (whale shark), 11102 nucleotides long. Its product is annotated as casein kinase I-like. Gene Ontology annotation, biological process: positive regulation of canonical Wnt signaling pathway; signal transduction; endocytosis. Gene Ontology annotation, cellular component: nucleus; plasma membrane; cytoplasm. The coding region runs from base 499 to 1773 and encodes 424 amino acids. The record is from RefSeq and is a predicted model, not a curated record. Gene Ontology annotation, molecular function: protein serine/threonine kinase activity; ATP binding. Lineage: Eukaryota; Metazoa; Chordata; Chondrichthyes; Orectolobiformes; Rhincodontidae. The transcript is spliced from 13 exons.
UUUCCGGUUUUGCUCCUGGAGCUUUCCCUUGUCUUCCGGAGGAGGAGGAGGAGGAGGAGGAGGAGAGAGAGAGAAAAAAAAAUUUCCAGAAAACAAUCCCAGAGAAAAGCCCGGGACGCGGGACAGAAACGGCGGUACCGAACGGAGCCAGACACGCAUAAACUCUGGAGGCUGUGGAUUUUGCCCUGCCUGUGAAUGAUGGUCCCAAACUGUGUGGCUUAUUUUCCCUCCAAGAGGGGCCUCUACCAUUUCUAACACCGGCAACCCCAGAGUUCAUUUUUUACAUAACCAAUGUGAAUGCGAAGCACCCAUGAGGACGGAGUCAGUUGAUUUGUUUCCUGGUGGUAAGGGGAUGGAUGGCUAGGAGAUCUGAAGACAGCAAUGCUUUUCAAUGACCACCUUUGACUAUACUUACGGUGUCAGUGUUGCCCACCAGGUUGGCGCAUUUAACAAAAGAGCUCUGGACUGACUUUGAUCAGCAGCGAGCAGUGGUCUGCUAUGGAAUCUGCUCGAACAAGCAGAGACCGAGAGAAGGAGAAAGUGGAAGAUACUCGACGACCUAAUAAGCAGACAACGCGGAGUCCCCAUGGCACUCGUCCUGGCUCAAACCAGUCAUCUGGCGUUCUUAUGGUUGGACCAAACUUCAGGGUUGGCAAAAAGAUUGGAUGUGGAAACUUUGGGGAGCUUCGACUAGGCAAAAAUCUCUACACAAAUGAAUACGUAGCAAUCAAACUGGAGCCCAUCAAGUCACGAGCACCACAACUUCAUUUAGAAUACAGGUUUUACAAGCAACUUGGGAGCUCAGCUGAAGGAGUUCCUCAAGUUUAUUACUUUGGACCAUGUAGUAAAUAUAAUGCCAUGGUGCUGGAGCUGCUGGGACCAAGUCUGGAGGAUCUCUUUGAUCUGUGCGACCGGACAUUCACACUGAAGACAGUGCUAAUGAUUGCCAUUCAGUUGCUGAACCGAAUGGAGUAUGUCCACUCAAAGAGCUUAAUCUACAGAGACGUCAAACCGGAAAACUUUCUAAUUGGAAGGCAAGGCAAUAAAAAGGAACACAUAAUCCAUAUAAUAGACUUUGGUUUAGCCAAGGAGUAUGUUGAUCCUGAUACCAAAAAGCACAUCCCGUACAGGGAACACAAGAGCUUAACGGGCACUGCAAGAUACAUGUCCAUCAACACUCACCUGGGCAAAGAGCAAAGCCGCAGAGAUGACUUGGAGGCUUUAGGACACAUGUUUAUGUAUUUUCUACGAGGCAGUCUCCCCUGGCAGGGAUUAAAGGCAGAAACAUUAAAGGAACGCUACCAGAAAAUUGGGGAUACAAAACGAAACACUCCGAUUGAAGUUCUCUGUGAGAGCUUUCCAGAGGAGAUGGCGACGUACCUCCGCUACGUGAGGAGGUUAGACUUCUUCGAAAAACCAGACUACCAGUAUUUACGCACACUAUUGACAGAUCUUUUUGAAAGAAAGGGCUAUGCUUUUGAUUAUGCAUACGACUGGGUUGGCAGGCAAAUACCCACGCCAGUUGGACCCAGUCAUGGGGAUCAUGGAGUAAGCAGAGAAAGCCACACACACCGAGAAAAAGCCACACAUCAGCAGCCACUCCGAAACCAGGUGGUCAGCUCAACUAAUGGAGAGCUCAACGUCGAUGACCCAACAGCGGCACACUCCAGUGCACCAAUCGCAGCCCAACCAGAGGUGGAACUUUCAGAGGAUACCAAGUGUUGCUGUUUCUUCAAGAGGAAAAGGAAGAAGAAUGCAGAUAGGCACAAAUGACUGCAGCUCUCGAGGGAUGGCGAGGUUCUGCUUGCAUGUUCAACUCCCUUCGUUUUGGAUGAAAAAGCCACGUGACUGGUUGAGAAGCUUCAGACUCUGAUCCUUGUUUUGUAUAAUUAUUAUUUUUUGCCUGUGCCUGCGUGUCCUCUGCUGGGAAAGGAUCCUUUUAUUUUCCUUCAAAACACUCAGGCUCAAUUGCACUUCUUACCAUGAUGACCAAAUUCCCACAAGAGAGAUGGCCAGACAGACGCAGAUGCAAAAGUCCUGGGGCUUUUCACUUUUCCUGGCUGCAGUUUGGGGGUGGUAGGGGUGGGGGAGAGGAGGGGGAAGUGUGGUUUGGAGGGGGGAGGUGGUGAAGAGACUGGGCGAUGGCAGCCCCUCCACACUACCAUAAAUCGCGAUGAACAGCGUGGUGAAAGACUCCCUCUGGGUACAAAUAGACUCUUCAGUGCCGAGCUGCCCACCCAGAGGAACGCGGAGUCAGCCAAACUGACAAGGGCAGAUACAGGCGCAUUUGUCGCAAAAAAAAACAGUGGUUGUUCUAUUUUGUGAUGUAGCAUAUAAGCUGUGAGAAAUUUUAAAAUCUACUGUUUGUCUCUUCCCCCCCAGCCGCCCCCCACCUCGCUAUUCAACCUAUUCUCAACCUUGUUUGCAACUUUUGGGCUUUGGCCAUUGUAAACCGGCUGAAGUAAUUUUUACAAAAAAAGAGAGAUGGGCUCUUUUGCUUUCUUAAGGUGCACUUAAUGUGGUGGGGGGGGUGGGGGGCGGGUGGGUAGGGGGGGUGAUAUGCGCGUGUGUGUGUGAGUGCGCGCGCGUGUAUGAAUGUCUGUCGCUGACAUCCAGAAUCGAUCAAACAGUGUGGAUUGCGAACCCACACUGACUGCUGCAGUAAUUUCCAAGCUGGUACUGCCACUUUUAAAUGUGCUUUUUUUAAGUUUGAAAUGGUUGAUGGUUAUUAUCCAAAGAGCACUGUUUCUGUGGAAACAUUACAAAGUGAAAACAGCAUUAAUUCCCUCCCUGUUCUCCUCCCCAACUCCCUACCCCUCUCCCACCCCCCACUUCUCUCUCUGUCUGUCUGUCUGUCUGUCUCUCUCUCUCUCUCUCUCUCUCUCUCUCUCUCUGUCUCUCCGUUCCCCUAAGAUUUGGCAAGUGGGAUGCCUACAAAUGUCACGCGCAUCUGAUCUAAGAGCUAGGGCGUAUCAGUUGCCAAAAUAAAUAGACAGCAUAUUUAUGUAUGCUUUGGGUAGUUUUCACGGGGCACAAAAGAAAGUAGGUAUGAGCACUGCAUGCGGUGAUGUCUUCCUAAGGGACACACUCUUCUUAAUCUGGACAGGUGGCCUGGAACCUUUUUUCUGACCUGUCUCCCUCGUUGUGUUUGAUGUAGGAUUUGCUCAUCUUCAUAGGGUCCUGGCGAGUGGCAUUCUUUUCAUUACAUGCAAGCAGCAACUUGAAAAGGAUUGAAUUCAUUGGGACUGUAGCAGAUACUCUGUGUUUUGACCAAGUCUGGGGGAGUGUGUGGUGCAGGUAGUGUUUUGUGGUUAGGGGGGUGGGUUUGUUGGGUCAUCAUCGUGGUGGGUGGGUAGGGUUUACAGAGGAUUACCCCUCUAUGAUGUAUUCAGAAAUCAGAUGCUUAAGCAACUCCGUACCUGCUGGCCAGUGACUGCGGAGGUUCCCGCUUAAGGCAGCUGUAUCCUCAGGAAGCUGCAAAGUGCCUGUGGCUUUACUUACCCUCCUUAUGCUGUGGCUGAGCCCCCGAAGGCUGGGCACUGGAGGUGAGCACAUGGAAAUUAACCAUUUUGCCAGAAGUGGUCUCCUAAUUCUCACAUGGGUUAGAUAGCUGGGUUGAGACGAAUUGAGAUGACCGGGGACGUUAGCACUGCUUCCAAGCUACAUGUCUGGACAUAAAAUCAGUGGGUCGUGGCAUGGUUAAGUGACCAGAAUUAAUUGACCAUACCAUAACUAACGGCCGAAGCUGGGUACAAUUCAGUUAAGUUUCUAUAGCAACGUGAACUCAACCAAAGUACUUCCAAAAUGCAGUGAAGCUCAUCCAAGCCUGGAUCAUCCUAUUCAAAUCAUUUGACUGUACACAUCAACUGUAACAUCAUUGAGCCCUGGUUUCUCCCUCUGAAAUCUAUGGAUUGAAGUGAUGCAAUGUCACUGGACAUCCCUGCUCGCUUCAUACAUUCCAAGUGACCCUGAAGAGGUAUCUGUAGGCAAGUCCUUUCUUGAAUGUUUGAAUGUGUCUUAAAGGCUCAUUAUCUGCAGUUACCUUGGUUCGCAACAGGCUGUACACCAGGCACUAGAAAAUCUUUACUCAGGUCUGUCAGUUACUUGAGUGACAAAAUGCUCCUGACCAUCCAGUAGACACUCAAUUGGCUGCUGAUCGUAGUAACCAGCAAAGCACUGGUCAAACACUAUAACAAAUUAAAUGUUCCAGUGCGUGGAAAGGCUGGUGUUGACUUGCCACAUGCACUCCUGAAUCUGUCCAGGAGUUUAGAUAUGGGAAGAUAGAAACAGAGGAAACCUGCUCAGGGUGUCUGGAAGGAAGCAAUCUUCUCUUUCAAGAGUUGCGUAAGUUAUUUGAAUCUCCUUUUGUGGUCUCAUCAUGCAAAAUGUUAACAUUGUUAUCGGUUCAAUAUUCUGCUCUUUUUAAACUCUGAAACAAGCUGCUGGUUUUUAAUUACCAGAUUGUGCAGCAACACUGUUUUAAUUGAUUGUCAAAAUAUAAUUAUUUUAAAUUGUCUCCUCUUCUGGGGGGGUGCAGGGAGGUGGAGAAAUACAACUUCUUGAAGGCUGUAGUCCCAAUUUUCUGAACUAGAUUUUGUUCCUUAAAGUGGUAAAUUUCUCAGGACCGUAACUUAACGCACUUCAGGAUGUUGUCAUUCAAAGGAGGUAUGAAGGCUCCAAGACCUGAGGAGCUAUUAGCAGCCAGUGGAUUGCACUGAAUAUUAACCAAUUAGAAUAUGGAAACCCAGAUCUCAAAACAGUCUGUGUAGACCUUUCCAAUUUGACUUAUCCAGUCCUUUAUCCAGAUAUCCUCUUGCUGCUUUCAGGUUGACUUGUUUGUGUGGAUAACUCCAGAUGAUCUGUUUACUCAAAGUACAAUCUACUCUUGAUUCAAAACUGUGUAACUUGAAUUAUGUUGAUGCAAAUUGUACAUAAUGCAAUUGCCUCUUGUGCAAUUUUAUUUGACUUACUUAAUUCAAACCACCGGUUAAUUGAAACUCUUUCCAAGCAAAGUGCAAACUUGAAUGACCAGAAGUAGACUGUACUUGGAGUGUUCUGGCAUGUACCUCACACUUGUAUUAAUUCUGUUCAUAUUUAACCAUUCUGUGCUGUAACUUUGAAAAAGCUUAAGGUAUUCUGUCAAAGUAGUUGAUAGAGCAGCAGAGAGAGGGGAAAAGACUUACUUGGGGAGCUGAGAAAGACACCACCUCAACAGCAAAAAAAAGCAUUAUACUGACACACCGCAUUUACAGGGCUCUGCUUGUAAUGAAGGGAGAUUGGCGAGUGCUUCCUAAGCCAGUGCUUGAAUUUAAAUUGGUCACAGUCCUUUGCGUGUCUCUGCCAGAUGUGGUGGCUUUGUUGUCCUUACUGAGAGCCCUAGAGCAUGGCUCACUUUGUUAGUGCAGUGCUGGUAAACUCAGAGCAUGUGAUGCCUUUUCAUCUCCUUUGCAACCCAGUCAGAAAAGUUAUAUUUUCCAGGAGGCAGCUCUGCAAGAAUUGAAAAAAGAAACAACGAUUGUACAUUUCAUUAGCUGCAAUUGAUCUUAUAGUUUAUUUUGUCAUUUUGGAGUACUCCUUACUGUCUUAAGAAUUUCAAUCAAAUUUUAUUUUAAAAUGUGUUUUGUGGAAAAUUAUAAUUUGUGUUCUUCCCAAAAACUCAAUGCUUUUAAAGGCUCCUUUAAGGUCCUUCUGUUGUUCCUUUAUUAAAAGGUACAAAGAAGCUGAACAUCUACGACGUUUGGAAAAUAGACUUGGGAAAGAGAUGUAAUGUCUCCUGAUGAACUGCUGGAGGAAAACAUUGUUACAUAUUCUGACAGGCAGAACAACUCAUAAACUACCAUUCCAAAAUAUAGAUGAGUAUCACAUUCCAGUCGUGGAACAUGUUAUGAAAUGGAAAACCCACACAAAAAACAAAUGCUGGGAAUUAUCGCUAAAGGAACAGGUCAGCUCAGUUCCUUGAGGACAACCUUUUGGUGUCUGUCUCAAAUGCUCUUUCCAUCUUAAGUGUUAUGUUUCCUGUUUGGGUUAAUCAUUCCUGAAUGGCCCUGUUGGGAGAGGCUUGGAACUACCUGAGGUAAUACAUAGAUUUUUUUUUACAAAAGACAGUUACGUAGCUGUUGACUGUUGAAGUACAAACCCAUUAUAGACUCCUUAAUAUCUGGUUGUUUGGAACUUCGAUCACUGCUGUCAGAACUCAUACUUGAACAUGAUUUAGCGAUACAGUGGAGCCUAUAAUAUCCAGUCACAUCAGGAGGAAGCCUGCCCUGAAUCUCCUUACAAGGCAGCUUUCAGGUUUAUUAUUUGAAUGAGACAACAUUGCAGGUUUGUCUGACUGUGCAUGUCUUUCUUUCUUUCUUUCUUUCUCUCUCUCUCUCUCCCUCUCUCUCUCCCUCUCUCUCUCUCUCUCUCUCUCUCUCUCAGUGGCUGCUUUGUCAGGAGCAGGUUCCACUAAGUACUGUCCUAACUUUUUCUAAAGGGAUCCAAACCAGUGGGUUUGACCUGGUUGUUUAGGCAGGAAGGCUUUUACUUAAUCAAAGUGACUGGAGGAUUAGGUUUCACUAUCAAUGAGACUUACUUUUAUUCAUUUUGCUCUGUCCUUGAGCGUGUGAGUAAAAGCUGUGUUUUUACUCUUUGUGGUCUUGUAAAUAUAGCACACAUUUGCUUACUGAGCAUGAGUUUCUAAAUAAAAUUCUCAAAAUUCUAGACUGUAAUAAUUACAAAAAACAACAACCAGUUUUGGUUUGUUUUCUUGUUUUACAACUGUUGCUGUUUGUGCUGCAUGUUCGGUAUCCAUGGGGAAGGGUUCUCAGGAGUUGGCCACAGUUUUGUUUUUGUAUAAAAUACAACUGUGGUAAUCAUUCUUUUUAAAAAAAAAAAAAAAAAAAAAAAAUGAAUGGUUAAAUAUGUCUGUCCUUUUUCUUGCCAAAGUAACCUUUUGUUCCUACUUUCUUUUAAAAAUUGAGAAUUAAAUAGUUUUGUUUGUGCAGUCCUGGCACCAGCCUAAGCUUACAUGCUGUCAACAAUUAAGCAUUAUGGUAUGAGAUGGGGAAAUUUCUCUUUCUAAAUUAACUGGACGUGACAGCCCCAAGUAAGGAGCAAACCUUUAUGUUGACAGUCCCAUGAUAGCACACUCUGGGAAACUCCGUCAAGUUUACCACCAAUUUGAUCUUUCUCCUGUUUUCUUUUGAAAGACCUUUUGAUGUGUUGAUGAUUCUGGACUGACUUAUUUCCCUUUCUAAACUUUGUUUCAGCACUCCAAUCCAGAGUGCAUCACAGAUGUAGACCAGUCUUCAAUAGAUUGUUUUGCCUCUUGCCAAGCUCAGAUGGAUGGGUCUGUCCAGUGUCCUGCCAUUUGGACACCACUUCACCAGAACUACCUUCCACCUCGAGGCCUGUCAUCUCCAAGCAGUUAUGGAGUCACUGCCAGCACGAUGUGUUCACUUUGUCCCAAAUCGCCUUCCUAUGAAGAAUCUAUUUCUGCAGAGUGCCUGAUUCAGUGCAUUAACUGAGAUCCAGUUGUCCUGCUGAGAUGUAACAUUGGUUGGGCGGGGGGGAGAGAAGAAAGAGUAAAAUUUUUUGGCUUUAAAGUGAGUGUGAUUGACCAUUACCACAAUAUUUCUUUAAGUAUUUUUGUGCUCAUUAAAGUGCAGGGUGCCAGCACUGGGGAAUAAUGGAGCACUACCCCCCGCCCCCCCACAUAUGUCUGACCCUAGUAGUAGCUCUGAGUCUCUUCAGUUGGGUACCACUUGGGUGGUUAAAAACUGUCUCUCCAGGCCAUUUGCCAGAGAUGCUUUACCCCCAGUCUCAGAAAAUGCUUGCUGACAGUAGGUUUCCUGCCAUUAAACCAUCCCCUGCAACCCCCCCCCUGCCACAACACCACCACCACCUUCCCACCUUGUUCACACAAAAUGGGAAAGCUAAUUUGUGCCAAACUCAGUGGGUUUACAUUCGCUCAUGUUGGGCUUUCAGGCUAUCAGUCCAGACUGGAUUUGAACCAAGCUUGAAGAGAUGAAAGGGCAGCUUCACUGGCCUUCAGGGUAAAAAUGAAUAUCUCCAUUCUCAAUUGACUUGCUUUUUGGAUAUCAGCCAGUGAUGCCUGAACUUGAAAAGGGUGUUUGGCUCCACAUAGAUUGGGCAGCACUCCAUAGCUGUACCCAAUGUCAUGUACCCAAACUUAACUGUUUGGUGAUAUGAGGACAAUUCUCAUUAUUAAAAGUGUAUUAAUAAUUCUGCAUCCAAUUAAAAGCCUCAUUAAGCUAUCAUGGGUCUAUCAAACAACAGUAAAACACAACUGAAUUGAGCACUUUGUCAUGCUGGUCAGAGUGGUGGAGUUACGCUCAUACAGGAUCUUAGCAUCAAGCACAUUACACUUCACUUUCAGCACCACAGUUGACCUGAAGUAAAUUUAGGAGAGUGCAAGUUAAUUAAAUUGGAGUUCUAUUAUCAUCUAGACAUAAGCACAAUUUAAUUCAGGCACUACUUGCUACUGAAAACUUGUAUGUUUAAGAAUCUUAAUAUAAAUAUGCCUGUCAGCCUCCUGCGGCUGGUCCCUAUUGAGCAAAGACUUGGCAAGGGAUUUAUCAUAAAUUGGAAAGCUAUCUUCUGAGGCUCAUUCUUUACAAUGAGCUGUAAUAUCACCUUGAAACCAUAGUUUAGAGUGGUGAUAGACGGUCCUAUAAUUGCUAUCAAGGUUCAACAUGGAAGGUGGCCAGGCAGUAAGAGGGUGGAGCUUUAAGAACAUAGCUCAUGGUAGCCAUCUUUCGUCAACUUUCUGGGUCAAAUUAAUCUGUCUUGAUAUGGGGAGGGGGGGGAGUUGAGCCUUGAAGCACUUGAGGUUCUGUUGUGUCACCUGGUAUUAGCUGAAAUUGUAAUGGUUGCACAACUGGGCUCAGCUACAGGAAUGCAAUGUGCUGCCUGACAGGUGGAGUUACCGUUCACAGGGGGUGCUGGCUGGUUAGUGUACAAUAACGUUGCAGCUACAGAGACUGGGUUAGGAAUCAGAGGUCAUGUGCUGUGAGUGAUACACAUUGCUGUGUUAAACAGAUUGAUUCUGAAUUUUUUUAAAAAUCAUAUGGUUUGUGUUUAAUUUGUGUACAAGUUGCUUUUAGAUGGUGGGCAAGGGGAAGAAAAUCCUGAAACUGGUAACAGAAUAGAAGUUUCUAAAUCCCUGUAGGUUAUGAGCCAGUUUCUAGCAUAUUGGGAGGAUUUGCUGGUUAUACAGCAUGCUCAUCCUCACUUGCAACUAAGUGAGAAUUUGAUGUUCAAUUUCAAAAUGAAAAUAUCUGCACAUCUAAAGAACAGACUUCAAAGAAAUUUUACUUACCCACCAAUUGUCACCAACAACUGAUCCACUAUCCUAGAAUAUAACCACACCUGAGAGAUGUAUCAUUUAUAUGUGGGAUUUGUUUGGAGGACAGGAGAAGGGAUACCUACUACAGUGAAUCCAAGCCAUUCACUUUCCCUUCCAACUUGUAACUGCAAAGAAGUACUCAAAGUCCUUGUGGCAUUUUCCCCACUUCCAGUAAUCUCAAGGUCCUAAACAGAUAGCAUUACACUGUAAUUCAUGUAGAGUUGGGGCCAGGUGCCUGUACAUUAUGCCUGUUGCCAGCCUUUAUUGUAAUGCUACAGGUGUUAGUAGCCCUCUUAGAGCAGACAUUUGAGGACCAUUUCAUCUGGUGGCCUGUUACUGUUGCAAUCCAACACACCAUGCCAUGUCAAAAGAGUUUGAGAAUUUCUCCACUUGUUCAAAGUUUUAAAAAACCCACACCAUGGUCAUGGAGCUAAGCCAGUGAGAUAAAUGUGUUUCUCUUCACAGCAUUCAUGCAUUGUGUUGAUCUUCCAAUAAAGCACACUUAGAUUCUUCAUUCUGUGGGACUUGGGUAAGAAGUUCAACAUAAAGUUGCAUGUAUCAAGUACAAGAGUUUUUAGUACAGCUGGUUGUGGGGAUGACUUGGAGCCUUUGUUUUGCUCCGCCAAGGGCUGGUGACAUUUCUGAAAGAAUCAGGACUUUGCAGGUUAGAAUCCCAUUGCUCCUUGUAUCUCAGAGCGGACUUUAGAAAUGUUGCUUCUAAGCUCAGCAGAGGCAGCUUCACAGAUUUUGUGUAGGAUAUAUGAGUGGGGAAGGGAAAAUAAAGAGCAGCCUCCUCAACUCCACUUUCCCACUCCCACUCCAAAUUCAAUCCUCACAAAAGUUGGUCAGUUAUCUGGAGUGCUGAGUGAAGUGUGACAUUGAAGGACCUUCAAGUCCGCGCUCUAUUUGCAUCUGCCAUACUUGCCAGAAGUUGGAGGUUGCACCUACAUAGACCUUUCAGUAUUACUGAGCUGUGGAUGAAAUAAUUCUACAUAAAACAGAAAAGGCUGGAAAUAUUCAGGUUGGGAAGUGUCUACGCAGUGAGAGAGACAGACACCCAGAGCAAACAUUUCUGUUGAUGGAAGGUUAAAUGUUAAUUCUUGGUUCUUUUUCCAUGGAAGCUGCCUGACUUGCUGACUGUUUCUGUUUUUAUUUUUAUUUCUUAUUUUUCCAGCAUCUACAAUAUUUUGCUUUUGUGACAAUUCUGCCUGAUGACAUUUGGUGCUGCAUUGCAUUUCUGUACGUGGCUUCCCAUUCAGCAUUGUCAGUAAUCUCCACCGCCCCCCCAACCUCCAACCCCCUCCCAGAAAAAGAUCUGGUGUGGAUCCAUAGCCCGUUUACAGUGUGUUUCUGGAUUGGCAUUUGCAAAAGGACACAUUCAUUGAUCAGUCUCCUAUUGCAUCUAUCUCUAGAGUUGUAUUUGUGAUGGAGAUGUUUGUUUAGCUGGGAUUCGCAUCCAAGAGUUUUUGUUGUUCUACAGCUGAUGGAAAAUCAUUUUCUCUGAUUUUAAUUUAUAAUGGUCAAUUGACACUGUCUUUGUUUGGUACUGUGAUAUAAAGUGAAGGCCAGUGCUCAACUGGGCCCAGCUUUGCCAGCCCAAUAUCUUUGUAUUUGUUUUCUUUCCCCCUUUUAAUCAGUUUGGAUAGGGUCUUCUGUGUGUUUGGAAGUAGAAACUGCAGGAUUGCACAGUCUUAUCAUUGUACUGUAGAAAUGUUGCAUUGUAAAAUUCCAAUUAAAACUGACAUUCUUUCUA